AUGGGUUUUCGGCAUCAACACUUUCCGGAUUAUGUCUGUCGUCUCAACAAGUCUCUUUAUGGCUUGAAACAAGCACCACGAGCAUGGUACCAACGGUUUACUGAUUUUGUUCUCUCUAUUGGGUUUCGACAGACUCGUUCUGAUCACUCUCUGUUCGUUUAUCAUCAUGGUACUACUGUUGCUUAUCUUCUUAUAUAUGUUGACGACAUUAUUCUUACGACGUCUACAGAUCAGCUUCGGGAUCAUCUUAUGCGUCGUUUAGGUGACGAAUUUGCCAUGAAAGAUCUUGGCCGUCUUAGUCAUUUUCUUGGGGUUCAAGUCACUAGAAAGGCCAAUACUAUGUUCCUCUCGCAACAACAAUAUGCAACUGACAUUAUUGAACGGGCCGGUAUGUCUUCUUGUAACCCGGUUGCCACGCCAGUUGAUUGCAAUCCGAAACUGAGUGCCACGUCUAGUCCAGAGUUUGAUAAUCCAACUCAGUAUCGUAGUUUGGCAGGUGCACUUCAAUAUUUGACAUUCACCAGACCUGACAUUAGUUAUGCGGUUCAGCAAGUGUGUAUGUACACGCAUUCACCUCGUAUUGAUCACUCGAAUGCACUCAAACGUAUCAUCCGCUACUUAAAGGGCACGGCCUCCUUUGGUCUUACUUUGGGCUCCAUUGGUGAUUUUUCUCUUCGUGCAUACACAGAUGCUGACUGGGCCGGGUGUCCUGACACACGCAGAUCUACAUCCGGGUACUGUGUUUAUCUUGGUUCUAAUUUAUUGUCGUGGUCAUCCAAACGUCAAGCGGUUGUUUCUCGAUCUAGCGCUGAAGCUGAAUAUAGGGGUGUUGCAAAUGUAGUUGCUGAAUUAUCUUGGCUUCGCAAUCUUCUUCUGGAUCUUCACAAACCCAUGCGUAAGGCAGGUAUUGUUUUUUGUGACAACAUCAGCGCUGUGUAUCUUUCGGGGAAUCCAGUUCAGCAUCAGCGUACUAAGCAUAUUGAGCUAGACAUACAUUUUGUUCGUGAACUUGUUAAGCGUGGUCAGGUCCGUGUCUUACAUGUUCCCUCCAGAUUUCAGAUUGCUGACAUCUUCACCAAAGGCUUGCCUCGGAUACUAUUUGAUGAUUUUCGGUCUAGUCUCAGCAUUCGGCCUCCUCUAGCUUCGACUGCGGGGGUGUAA
Messenger RNA from Helianthus annuus (common sunflower), 1161 nucleotides. RefSeq lists its product as uncharacterized. The record is from RefSeq and is a predicted model, not a curated record. Bases 1 to 1161 code for a protein of 386 amino acids. NCBI's taxonomy places the organism in Eukaryota, Viridiplantae, Streptophyta, Magnoliopsida, Asterales, Asteraceae. The transcript has a single exon.